This is a messenger RNA of Aspergillus tanneri, 1455 nucleotides long. RefSeq lists its product as uncharacterized. The coding region runs from base 1 to 1455 and encodes 484 amino acids. The transcript is spliced from 2 exons. The record is from RefSeq and is a predicted model, not a curated record. NCBI's taxonomy places the organism in Eukaryota, Fungi, Ascomycota, Eurotiomycetes, Eurotiales, Aspergillaceae.
AUGCGGGCCAUCGUAGCUGUUUCUCUUCUAUCCGCAGCGCUACGCGCAGCCGCAGACCUGACCGAGUCCAACCUCAAAAAGCACACUGACGUGCUGACCCUCAGUCAUUCCUUUAACCCCGUCCAAGAGGCCUACUUUACUCGGUUUCCCCAUCACAGACGUACUCCAUUCGCAGUCUCUCCCGAUGGAAAGUCCGCAUACAUCGCUUAUCUAGACGCAAGCCAAACCGACAUUCACGUCCAGCAAGUGAACGUGGAUACAUUUGAAGCAACGGGAACACCGGUGACAGUUUCCGGUGGAAAGGAAGCUGGGGGCCUCAUCGCCCAGAACGACGGCUUUGCCCUCCUAACAAACGAAGUCAUGCCCUCCGGGACCGCAAACACACCACCCAAAAAUAGCCCCGUCCCUGUUCUAUAUCGAUACACCCAUGGCAAACAGACAUGGAAGACCUGGCUCGGAGGACCCGGCGUGCACGCAGCUGAUGGCCUCUCCUCAUCUCCAGAAGGCCAAAUCAACGGCGACCUGGUAUACUCUGAGAAGUCAAGUCUCUACGGCGCAUACUUUACCACGACUAAUUAUGCCGGCUUCGGCAGUGGCCACUGGGGGGAUAGCAUCCAGUAUGUCAAGGAAAAUGGAGAACUCACUACGAUUCCGGGGGCCAGUAGUUCGUGGGGCUGUAGUCACAAUGGGGGAAUUGCAUUUGAAGCCGCGGACGAACCGCCGUUCGCGAGUAUUUGCGCCGUGGACACGGGGGACGCAAUUUGGCUGAACACGAAGACGCAGGGCAUGUCGAAGGAUGGCGUGAAGAUCUCCAAUGAGAAGGCUGUAAUGGGUUCUAUAGGAGAACCCAUGGGCGGCAUGUCAGGUAGUUACAGUGCUCUUGCUCGAUUCGCAGAGACCACUCGGUAUAUCUUUACUUGGGUGUCUCGCGGCGCGAUCGAUCUGACAGCAAACGAGUGGAUGGGUAGUGGGUAUACUCACGCUGAGAACCGGACGAGCAAUCGCAACGUGGCUAUCGCGUUGUUUUCUGACAAGUACACCAAGAUCGGGCCCCAGGCUUCUGCCGAAGUCGGUGCAAAGGACGGUGAUAGCCAGGUUAACUGGCUGACUCAGGGUUCGAAUGACUGUUCGAAUGCUCAUGCGGCUACAUUUGGGAAUAAAAAUGCCCUGAUCACAUGGGAGGAAAUCUCGGAUCCGAUCUGUGAAGCUGUCGCGAUGGGUUGUCGCGGGCAGUUCGUCGGUACAUUCUAUCAGCUGGUGGAUGUCGACGGAAAGAAGGUUGGCAGGGCGUUGCAGAGUACCGAUACUUUUGUCGCUGGAGAUAUGGUGACCAUGGCUGAUGGCCGUAUCUGUUGGCCUUAUGUGAAUAUGGAGUGGGAUCUCUCGGAUGCUGUUGAUUAUUUUGGCACCCCUGCGAGCACCACGAAGAUGAGCUUUGCGUGUAUUACUCUGUAA